UUCGGUGGGAAAAUUCCUGCUGGAACAUCCGUGCUGCAUUUGAACUCGGGAAUUGUAGCGGAAAAGCAGGAAUCUGCAGCACACGCCGGAAGAUUUUAUCGCAUGUUCUUUCCCAUAUCGUUCAGAAAAGCAUCAUCUUGACGUGCAUCAUGGAUUCCUGAUAAGAUCUUCCUGACCGUAAUCUUUUUCCCUGGACUCAUCAUUGGCUCAGUGAUGAACCACACACCCAGUCCCCACAUGACCGAGGCCGCCAAGUCCGGGGCAGGUUUGCUGUGCGGCUUGGGCUUGGGCCCAGAUCGGGUGCGCUCUCCAGACAGCCUGACCCAUACGCCCAGCCCGUCAGGGGGAACGCCCAGCUCCAGCCCUCCUCUGUUGCUCUCUCCAGGGCUGGGUUGCGAUGGCAUUGGGGACUGGGAGAGCCGCGAGGAGCUGCGUCUGCGGGAGCUGGAGGAGGCUCGGGCCCGGGCCGCUCAAAUGGAGAAGACCAUGCGCUGGUGGUCGGACUGUACAGCCAACUGGAGGGAAAAGUGGAGUAAGGUACGGGCUGAACGUAACCGGGCACGGGAUGAAGUCAGACAACUGAGGCAACGCUUGGACGCUCUUACCAAAGAGCUGACGGGUGCUCGACGGGAGCGCCAGGAGCUGGCUGCGGAAAACGAACAGCUUCGUCUCGAGGCUCAAAGGGUCCGAGCUGAACAGAGCUCCCCAGAGAAUGCAUCUAAUGCACCAGAAUCAAACUCCUCCACUGCCUCCACACAUUCCAACCAGCCAAGAGAAGCAGAGAUUAAGCAGGACAACCAGGAUGAGGAGGGUGUGAGAGAUGGGCCUGGCUCUCCAGAGCAGGAACCUGUGAGAGACAUAGGCACUGACAAACUAUACAAGCAGAAGGAGAUGGAGUUGUUGGAGGCUCUUCUCAGGGCAAAGUCAGAGGCUCCAGACUCGUGGGACGGUCGCAGUGCCAGUAGCUUGCGCUCUGCCCUCAGCCGGCAGGACAGGAACAGACUGCUGUGGGAGGAUCUGGCUGCCCUGGAGGAGGACACCAGCAAGCUCAACGCUCUCCAACUACGCCUGGAUGAAUCCCAGAAAGUCCUGCUAAAAGAACGAGAAGAUAAACAUGCGCUUAUUAAAAACAUUGAGAAGCUGGAGGCAGAGCUGAGCCAGUGGAAACUCAAAUAUGAGGAGCUGAACAAGAGCAAGCAAGAGGCCUUGAAACAGCUGAACCUGUUGAAGGAGGUGCAUCAAGAUGAACUUGGCCGCAUGUCUGAAGACCUGGAGGAUGAGUUGGGUGCCCGCACCAACAUGGACAAGAAACUAGCAGAGCUUCGUACAGAGAUGGAGCGUCUGCAGGUGGAGAAUGCAGCAGAGUGGGGUCGUCGGGAGCGUCUGGAGACGGAAAAGCUGGCUCUGGAGAGGGAAAACAAAAAGCUGCGCACCCAGAUGGAAGACCUGGAGGAGCAGCUGGCACGCAAGCGCAGGCAGGCCGCCAGCGCCCUGGACACCGACCUCAAGACCAUCCAGAGUGAGCUGUUUGAGAGGAACAAGGAAUUGGCAGAUUUGCGGCACGUUCACUCCAAGGUGAAGAAGCAGUACCAGGAAAAGAUGGCCGAGCUCACACAUGCUAACCGGCGUGUAGAGCAGCAUGAGGCAGAAGUGAAGAAGCUGCGGCUCAGGGUGGAGGAGCUGAAGAAAGAGCUGGGCCAGGCUGAAGAUGAGUUGGAUGAGGCCCAUAAUCAGACCAGAAAGCUACAACGAUCCCUGGAUGAGCAGGUGGAGCAAUCCGAGAAUCUACAAGUUCAGCUGGAACACCUACAAUCCAGGCUAAGGCGUCAGCAGAACCCUGGCCUCUUUGGCAAAAUGAGGACAUCAGCUUCAUCACGUUUUGGCCCUGAAGAUGCAGACGGCCCUCCUAGCGACCCUGAUGAAGAUGAGGAAGAAGAACUGCAGCUCCAAAUCCCCUGAACCCUUCACUGCAGACCUGGGAAUGACUGAAGACUCACCGAUCUCACUCGAGCAUUUCACCUUCCCCUUCAUUUCAUCUCUCAGCGAAAUCUAGAAGAGGACUUCACGACCCUCAGCAGACAGAUAAACACAAUCCUUUUUCAGUAGCCUAUAAUAAAUGUGUGCCAGGGCCAAAGUACUGUCUGAAGCCUAAGAAAAACAUUGCUGGUUCUAGUCCAAGUUGGCACAUAGGUUAUUGAUAGACAAAUAUCAGACCCAUUUAUUUGACUUUUGAGGGUCCAUUUGAAGCCUAGUGAUUCCUAUUAUUCACAUAAGCAGACACAUGUGCUGGCACACAUUGUAAACGCAUUAGAGCGUCCUCAAACUUUCAGACAUCAAAACCAUCUUGAAACAUUACAUUUCAUUUUAAUCCCCCAUCUGACCUCUAAAAGAAGCUGUUUAUUCACACAGUUCUUCUUCAUCAACCGUUUACAUGCUCAUUUCCCAACUUUAUUCCUCAUCACCUGGAUUUUGAUUUAUUCUUGUCACCCAUUCAUUUCCACCGUUCCCAUUUUACUCUUCCUAUUCAUUUUGAUUUUCUAUUUAAUCUUUCGCCAGCCCUCCCACCCACCCCCAUCCCUCAACAGCAACUCUCACAUCAAUAUUCAAAACAACCCAUUCAGAACAUGAUGAUUAUGUUCCUUGUGUCUGGGGAACAUUUCAUUUCUGCUGUGUUGUUACUGAAGAGGCAGGCGAGCGCUUUGGUUUUUGUUCUCGCCAGUAUUCCUGCGUUAGUUGUCCCAAAGUUUUUUCUUGGUGACUAUAUUAAUGUGUUUCGGUCUUGUUUUAUAUAGGAAGGAAGGGAGGGGGUGGGGGAUCGUGGGUAGUUUGUAAACGAGUCUGUUGGAUUCUUCUUAAAUACAUACAAGCAUAAUUGCUUCGCCCUUUUGCGUUCAACCUAUAGAAAGGUGGCUGGUGCAUGAGGGAAUGUUUUAACAAAUGGUCUGUUGAUUUUAAAGAGAUUUUUAAGCAAUAUAAUACUGUAUACGUCUGCAAUGGGGACCAAUCUUGACUCAUCUUUUACUUGGACAUUUGUAUGGUCAUAUUAAAGUAUUUAUCAGAUGUUUGUUUUUUACCUAAGUGGCCUGUAUUGCAGUAUUUUGUAUUUGUUUGUGUUUGUAUUUUAUCUCUAUAAAUGUUAAAUGUAUAUACAGUAAA
Messenger RNA from Danio rerio (zebrafish), 3156 nucleotides. It is a transcript of the gene ccdc102a, whose product is annotated as coiled-coil domain containing 102A. The record is from RefSeq and is marked provisional. Lineage: Eukaryota; Metazoa; Chordata; Actinopteri; Cypriniformes; Danionidae. Gene Ontology annotation, cellular component: myosin complex.